Messenger RNA from Ichthyophthirius multifiliis, 1248 nucleotides. RefSeq names its product morn domain repeat protein. The record is from RefSeq and is a predicted model, not a curated record. The transcript is spliced from 9 exons. NCBI's taxonomy places the organism in Eukaryota, Ciliophora, Oligohymenophorea, Hymenostomatida.
AUGAAUUCAUAAGAUAAAACAAAUAAUUUACAAUAUUCUGAAAAUAAAUAAAACAUAAAAUAUUAACAAUAAAUAAAGGCUAAUGAUAAAGCUCCUUUCAGUUUAGAAAUGGAAAAACAAAAGGUUUUAAAAGAAAGAGAUUAAUUGAUAAAUGAAUUUGUUUAAAAUUACGUUUAUGAUGUAAAUGGAAAUCAUUUAUAAAACAUAAAAGUCAAAAAUUAUGUAGAUGGAUCUAAAUAUGAAGGAGAAGUUUUUAAUGACAAAAGAAACGGAAAAGGAAUAUAUCAUUAUGCAAAUAAAGAUAAAUAUAUAGGAGAUUGGAAAGAUGAUAGAUUUCAUGGGUUAGGUGUUUAUAUAUUUAUGAAUGGCGAAAGAUAUGAAGGAGAAUUAAGAGAUGGUUUAAAACAUGGAAAAGGAACUUAUAAAUAUUGCAAUGGAAACUAAUAUAAGGGUGAAUGGAAAAAUGAUCGUAAAAAUGGCCAUGGUAUAUAUGAUUAUUUUAGUACAUAGGAAAAAUAUGAUGGAUAAUGGUUAGAUGGUGAAAAGCACGGUUAUGGAAUUUAUACAUAUGCAUAUGGAGAUAUCUAUGAAGGAAAUUGGAAAAACGGAGAAAAAAGUGGAAAAGGAACUUUAUAAUAUGCAUCAGGAGCUAUAUAUGAGGGAUAAUGGUUGAAUGAUAAAGCACAUGGAUAAGGGAUUUUUACAUUUUAAAAUAGAGAUGUUUAUGAAGGUGAUUGGUUUAAAGGAUAAAAAGAAGGAAUUGGUAAAAUAAAUUAUACAGAUGGAUCUUCUUAUGAAGGUUAAUGGAAAGAUGAUUAAGUUUCUGGUGAAGGUAUUUAUUAUUUUCCAAAUGGAGAUAGGUAUGAAGGGGAGUUUUAGAAUAGUGAAAGAAAUGGAAGAGGAAUUUAUUAUUAUACAAGUGGUGAUAGAUUUGAAGGCGAGUGGAGAAAUAAUCUUAAAAAUGGUUAGGGAAUCAUGAUUUUUAGUAAUGGGGACACAUAUGAUGGAGAAUGGCGUGAAGGGCAAAAAAGUGGAAGAGGAGUUUAUAAAUUUAAUAAUGGAGAUAUUUAUGAAGGAUAUUUAGAGAAUGAAAAAAGAUAAGGAAGGGGAAUGUAUAAAUGGUCAAAUAAUACGAAAUAUAAUGGUGAAUGGAAAGAUGAUUUUAUGCAUGGAUAAAGUAAUUUUACUUUAGAAGAUGGAGCAACAGUUUAGGUUUAAUUUUAGUAUGAUAAAUUAGUUAUUUUAUGA